AUGCUCCUCGCGCGCCGCUGUGCGCGCGUCGCGCUCACGCGCCGCCACGCCUGGCCGCGCUGCAUCAGCAGCGACUUCGGCGCGAGGAACGGCACGCCCAUCUCCAACAAGGGCGCCGUGCUCGGCGCCGUCGACGACGCGCUCGGCGUCGGGCGGCCGCCGGACCUCGAGGUGCUGCUCACCGAGCACCUCACGGACGUGUCGACGCCGUUUAGCGAGGCCGUGCACGCGGGCCUGCUCCGCUACGGCCACGUCGCCGUGCGCUAUACCACGAGCGACGGCGCGCAGCGCGUUAUGAACAUCCUCGGCGGCGUCGAGGGCGCGGACAUGGUCAACUUCGUCGACCCGUCGGACUACGUCUACGGCACGCGCGGCUGGGAGACCUACGCGCAGCAGGGCGGCGCGUACAACCGCGACUUCGUCGGCCUGCGGGUCGAGCGGUGUUCGCCGGGCGCGAUCGACGCCAUGCACGCGUUCUUCGAAGCCCUGGACGUGCGCACGAAGAUCGAUGUCGGGGCCGCGCGCUUCCAGCUCGUGGAGGCGCGCCUCGGCGCGCUCGCGGACCAGGUGCCGCCGCCGUUCGGCGACGCGCUCCGCCGGGGCCUCGACGGCGUGCGGCGGUCCACGGAGUUCCUCUCGCGCGGCGACGACGGCGGCGACGCCGACGACCUGCUGGCCCGGGGCCGCCGCGUCGUCGGCGACGUGCGCCGCGCGCGGUGGACGGCUGGAAAUUGCGCGCAGUGGACGUCAUCCGGCGUCGUCUUCGCGGGUCUCCUCAAGCGCCGGCGGCUCUUUCCCAAGGCGAUCCUGAUCGAACUGUUGGAGUCGGAGUACCUGCGCCACGGGCGGCCGGACAACGUCCACGUCGUCGUGUACAAGCACGUGGCGCACGCGCCGCCGUACAUGCCCAAGUACCGCCCGCUGCGGCCGAGCUACGUGCACCCGUUGAACCCCGUGCGGAACCACGUCUACGGGAACAUGGAGGCCUUCGCCGACGUCGUCGUCGAGGUGCCCGCGGGCAGCGACGCGGCCGUCGUGUCGCGGAACCCGUCGCCGCGGCGGCCGCCGCGGUGGAUGCCCUACUGGCGCGCGGCGGUCAUCGGUGGCCCGACGCUCGUGCUCGUGGGCGCCGUGGACCACAUCGGGCCCAUGGGCCCGAUGGCCGCGGCCAUCUGGCUGGGGGCGAACUGGUGGUUGCAUUAG
Aureococcus anophagefferens is the source of this 1203-nucleotide messenger RNA. RefSeq lists its product as hypothetical. The record is from RefSeq and is a predicted model, not a curated record. The transcript has a single exon. Bases 1 to 1203 code for a protein of 400 amino acids. NCBI's taxonomy places the organism in Eukaryota, Pelagophyceae, Pelagomonadales, Pelagomonadaceae.